AUCCAAAUAAAAGGUAGGUAAAGAGAGAAGUGGCGAAUCCCAGUACCAAUAGCAGCGUCACAGUUGAAAAGCAAAAGCAACAGCUGAAGCGGCGGAGAUUAAUCGGCGGCCGGAGUAAAAAAAAAUGUCGAGCGUUGAGGAUGACAAGAAACCGGCCGAUACAGGAGCGCACAUCAAUCUCAAAGUCAAAGGACAGGAUGGAAAUGAAGUGUUUUUCAGGAUCAAGAGAAGCACUCAACUGAAGAAGCUUAUGAAUGCUUAUUGUGACCGACAAUCUGUGGAUUUCAAUUCUAUUGCUUUUCUGUUUGAUGGCCGUCGCCUCCGAGCUGAGCAGACUCCAGAUGAGCUGGAAAUGGAGGACGGUGAUGAAAUAGACGCAAUGCUUCACCAGACUGGAGGAGGCACAACUGCUUAGCAAGGAUGGAAAUGAAGUAGUAUUAUUGUAGUAUAUAUAUAUAUCCGUAUUUUAUCGACUUCUUAAAUAUCCGGAUAUGUUUCGAUUACCCUAUUGCUAUUUUUACAAGGCUUUAAGUAUCUUAUUAUGAUGUGAAUGCAAAUCAGUUCUAUUUUUAUAAGUCUUUUAAGAAUUUUGUGCGGUUGAUUA
This is a messenger RNA of Erythranthe guttata (spotted monkey flower), 604 nucleotides long. Its product is annotated as small ubiquitin-related modifier 2. The record is from RefSeq and is a predicted model, not a curated record. Gene Ontology annotation, molecular function: protein binding. NCBI's taxonomy places the organism in Eukaryota, Viridiplantae, Streptophyta, Magnoliopsida, Lamiales, Phrymaceae.